Onychostoma macrolepis is the source of this 1886-nucleotide messenger RNA. Its product is annotated as methyltransferase-like 26 B. Lineage: Eukaryota; Metazoa; Chordata; Actinopteri; Cypriniformes; Cyprinidae. The coding region runs from base 532 to 1311 and encodes 259 amino acids. The transcript has 6 exons. The record is from RefSeq and is a predicted model, not a curated record.
GUUUUAAAAUAAAAGUCUCUGAACUGAGACGCAUUACAUAAAUUAGUACAUAAAAGUCUCUAAAACAAAUCCUAGACAUACCGAGCUAAAAUAUUAGUAGGCAGUGUAUGAAAUAAUGCAGAAAUUCGCUAUAUUUAAAAUUAACUUACAUUUAUUUUAAAUCUAUUUAUUUACUUACUUACCAUAUAGGGCCUGUGAAAAUUACAGGUAUAAAAUAGAAUAGAAAUGCACGCAUACAAUACUUAGGUGCUCCGUAAAAAUUAGGACAGUCUCUCAAAUCCUUCCUAUUAUAAACAGACCCUUAAAUGGCCACAGUGGUUAUGUAAUAAUAAUACACAGAGGUAAUCACUCAGCAAGCGAGUGAAAUAAAUAAAUGGAGCAACCGAUGUUGGACCAUUUGAGAUAAAUUAACCCACAGAAAAUUUCCAUGAUUAAUGCAAUUUUCUGAUUUUCUUAUACAGUUCAGUUCACUUGUGUGGCUAUAGCUCAAAAUGUGUUUUAUGUGUUAGUGCUGAUGUGCUUUAUGGCCAAAUGAAACAACGGUUUAAUCAGAAUCAGACAUUUCAGAGUGCUGUACAAAAUCAAAUAUCACCCGACUUCACAAAAUUUCCAAGAUUUGCAUGCUCUCUUUGGUUCUUUAAUGAAGUUAUUUUGAGUUCUUUGGUUGUGCAGAACUUGAAUGGGAGGAGCAGACAGAAGCCUCUUAUCCAGAUCAUGCUGCUCUCUCCUGCAGCUGAGCGCAGUCAGGACGGGCUGCUGUCGGUGCUCUGGGAGCUACUGGAGGAGCGGUCUCACCGUGAGCUGUUCGGUCUCGAGUUGGGAUCAGGCACAGGGCAGCAUGUGGUGCACUUCGCUCGGGAAAUGCCCUUUGUCACAUGGCAGCCAUCAGACAUCAAGGAGGAAGCACGAAACAGUAUCAGAGCUUAUAUAGAGGCCACUAAGGCAAAAACAGUGCUGGAGCCCGUGUAUCUGGAUGCCAGUGAACCCUGGGAGAAAUGGGCAGGACUUCCACAAAGCUCUUGUGACAUUAUUAUAGCAAUCAACCUGCUUCAGUACAGCCCCUUCAGAACUGCAGAGGGUGUGUUUAAAGGAUCUGGGCAGAUGCUGAAGCAGAACGGCCUUUUAAUGACUUACGGACCGUAUGCUAUCAAUGGAACAAUCACACCAAUCUGCAAUGAACAACUGGACCAGACAUUACGCCAGAUCUUCCAAACCACUGUCUGUCUUGCCCUAUUUUACACCAACUGUCAACAGGAAUCCGGACUGGGGUCUUCCAGACAUCGAUGUGCUCAGACAACUGGCGUUCAGUAACGGAAUGAGAAUGGAACGAAUGGUGAGGAGCAAUUAAUUACUUAAAUUAGGAAUUCAAAAUAUUUGGGUAAAUCUCACAAUACAUGUCCAGUCCAGCUCACAUUUCGCCCUAAAAUCAAAAGAAACAAACCUAUUUUAGAAUAAUUUUGAUUUUUAGCAUCAUGACGACAUACAACAAUUAAGCAUAUUUUGUCCCAUCAUUCCAAUUACCAUAAUGUUUUACUUUAUCAUAAUAUAUUUUUUUUUGGAAUUCUCAUUCUCUCAUUUUUCUUUGUUAUUUAAAUUACAAUAUAUUACAAUCAUAACAUGCAAAUUUAAAACACAUUUUAAAUUCACACUGCAAUCCAAGUUUUUGUGCAACAGCAAUGAGGAUUUGAAGGUUUUAAUUGCUAAAUUAUCAAAAAAAAAAAGUCACAAAGCACUAAAUCUUAAUGGUCUUAAAUAAAGGCGUCAUUUUCUUUAAGCAAAAUAUAAUUCCUCAUGUCUAUCUCAUGAUUUAGAGAUGAAAUGUGACUGGACAUUCUUAAUAAGUUUGAUAUUUGAAACCAGCAUAGAUAACCUCUGUCUGGUGUUAC